Messenger RNA from Candidula unifasciata, 384 nucleotides. NCBI's taxonomy places the organism in Eukaryota, Metazoa, Mollusca, Gastropoda, Stylommatophora, Geomitridae. The record is from the annotation of a GenBank genome assembly.
AUGGCAGACAACGGUUUGGAAGCGAUUCGUUCUAAGCGCAUGGCUGAAAUGAGACAACAGCAGCAGGGUGAGGGCGGUGCCAAAGCUCAAGCCGAACAGGCGGCGAAAGAAACAGAAAUGAAGAACAUGAUUCUUGGCCAAGUACUAGAGCAGGGAGCCAGGACGAGAUUGAAUACAAUAGCUCUGACCAAACCUGACAAAGCCAGAAUGAUCGAAAGUAUAAUUAUCCAGAUGGCCACCUCAGGGCAGCUUCAGGGACAGAAGUUGUCAGAGCAGCGUCUGAUUGAUCUUCUGGAGCAAGUGAGCAAUUCAACUCAGAAGAAAACAACAGUCAAGUUUGAUCGGCGCAGAGCUCACCUUGAUGAUUCUGAUGAGGACUUCUAG